Molecule: messenger RNA, 1839 nt
Organism: Cyclopterus lumpus (lumpfish)
Lineage: Eukaryota; Metazoa; Chordata; Actinopteri; Perciformes; Cyclopteridae
Gene: atp1b1a
Product: ATPase Na+/K+ transporting subunit beta 1a
Exons: 6
Coding region: 270-1172 (300 amino acids)
Biological process (GO): sodium ion export across plasma membrane; intracellular sodium ion homeostasis; intracellular potassium ion homeostasis
Cellular component (GO): sodium:potassium-exchanging ATPase complex
Molecular function (GO): ATPase activator activity
Source: RefSeq, a predicted model, not a curated record
ACGCAGAGCGCAGAGUCGGGUCGUGAUUUGCUGCGCGCGGCCCCCUCUGGCCCCCCUCCCUCUAGCCCCUCCCUCUGGCCCCCCUCCCUCUAGCCCCUCCCUCUGGCCCCCCUCCCUCUAGCCCCCACCCUCGGAGGGGGUAACUUAUUACAGGAGCGCGCGGGCGGAGUCCCGACACAUAACAGCCGUUUGGUUCUACCGGAGCAACGCGGAGUACCGGAGCCGUUAAAUCAGGACACACACACACACAUUAUAUAUAAACUACGGACAUGUCGGCCAACAAGGACAGCGACGGCUGGAGGACGUUCGUGUGGAACUCGGAGAAGAAGGAGUUUCUGGGACGAACGGGCAUCAGUUGGUUGAAGAUCUUCCUGUUCUACGUGAUCUUCUACGGGUGCCUGGCGGGGAUCUUCAUCGGGACCAUCCAGGCCCUGCUGCUCACUCUCAGCAACUACAAGCCCACCUACCAGGACAGGGUGGCCCCCCCAGGGCUGUCUCACACGCCUCGCUCCCUGAAGUCAGAGAUCUCCUUCAGCCUCUCCGACCCGGGGUCCUACAUGAAGUACACGGAAACCGUGGAGAAUUUCCUGGCUAAGUACGACGAGCUGCGCCAGGCCGACCAGAUGAAGUUUGAAGACUGCGGCGACUCCCCCAUGUCCUACACGGACCGCGGCAGCCUGGACAGCGACCAGGGCCAGAGGAAGGCGUGCCGCUUCCACCGCUCGCUGCUCGCCGGCUGCUCCGGAGAGAGCGACCCCCACUACGGCUUCAAGGACGGGAAGCCGUGCAUCAUCGUCAAGCUCAACCGCGUCGUCAACUUCAGACCUAAGGCUCCGGCUAACAACCAGACUCUACCUGAUCCUCUGCAGACCAGAUCUCAGCCCAACCUGAUCCCCAUCUUCUGCAAGAACAAGAGGGACGAGGACGUGGACAAGAUCGGAGAGAUCAAGUACUUCGGCCUGGGCGAGGGCUUCCCCCUGCAGUACUACCCGUACUACGGCAAGCUGCUGCAGCCCCAGUACCUGCAGCCGCUGGUGGCCAUCCAGUUCACCAACCUGACCCGGGACCAGGAGCUCCGCAUCGAGUGCAAGGCCUACGGCGCCAACAUCGGCUACAGCGAGAAGGACCGCUACCAGGGCCGCUUCGACGUGAAGUUCACCAUCACCUCGUGACCUCUCACUGUGACCUCACACAAUGUAGAGAAUAAAGAGAUAAACACCACUAGUCUUUGAACAUUCAUGAUAUACAGGACCUUCAUCUGUGUGCUUUACACUAGCUUCUCUGUGUGUGUGUGUGUGUGUGUGUGUGUGUGUAUGUGUGUGUCCAGGGUUAGGAUGUAAAACAAGAGUAGCAAUAGCAAAUAUUUAUUCUGCUGUACAUGAGUGUUCAUCAUCUAUUACUGUAACUCACUACUGACCUGUAGCUCCUCCCCCUGUAGUCCUGCUGUGAUCUGUGCUUCAGUGGUCCAAGGUGUGUGUGUGUGUGUGUGUGUGUGUGUGUGUGUGUGUGUCGAUGUGCUAACUGAAUACUAGCAUGGUACUCUGACUCCGUCUGUUUCUUCUUCUCUGGUAGCGUAGAGCUUUUGUGGGUCGUCUCCAUGGAGACAAACUCACUAUUGAAUGUUUUAACCAUUUUCAUGGUGGAAUAAUUUUAUAUUUAUGCAGUUGUACAUUUUGUUCAAAGUGUCUGUAUGAAUCAAAAACCAAAAAACUAAAGUUUAAAAACAGGUGAAGCAUCAGAGGCCGUUUCCGUGUAAUGACGUGUAGUCGUGUGUUCAAUGUGAAGAUCAACCCUUUAUUUAAUCUGCAUAAGGCUGAAACAAUAAACAAACAUGAGUCA